AAGACGCCUUUGCCAAACAAAAUUAAGCAUUUCUAAAGUUCCUUAGGCUCACUACGCUUAGGGGAGGUCCACUACGUCCACCCUUAGGCAACGUACAUAUUAGCACUAAUCCUCUGUUCGAGGCGACCUUCUUCCUCUUCCACGCCCAUCCCACUCUCCUCCCCUUUCUUCGCUGUCACCAAAUCUCAACUCCACAUACUCAUCCAGGAAAAUGCCUCAUACAUGAAUGGUCAACCGUCAUAUCACUUCCCCGUGACAGGGGGUGCAACACAUUGCCAGCUCUAACCAAUGCGGCGAUAUCUGUGACCUAAAUCUUGGUCUGUGAUCUGUUGAGGCCUGAAGGAACCGGAAAAUGAAGCCAUUAGCACUAUAACAAGACCACGUCUCUGCUCACCUCUUAGGCGACCUCGCUGCUGUAAUGGCGACGGCUCCCAUCAAGAACACCGCCACUAACAGCACGCCCGUUACAACCAGGACCGCUGUCACGGUGGGCGUCAUCCUCGCCAUGAUAUUGCUUAUUAUCAUCUCAGCAUGGUGGACAGGUAACAAACGACCGGCUUCCCCUCCAAGUCCUUCGGUCGUGAUAUAUCAAAGAAUGCUCAGGGAACAGUCAGAGAGGGGCAUACCCAGGUCCAUGGUCGAUGCAAUACCACUCGUCAAGUACAGUACCGUGAUUAGGAUUUCGAGGAUGGAAAAUGGAACAGACGAGGAGGCCAGUCUGUCAGUACACACGAGCAGACAUAUUGGUCAGGACUCCACAAGAGAUGAGUGCCCCGUUUGUGUUGAGACUUUCCUCACGAACGAUGAUGUGCGAAUACUGCCCUGCGGACAUAUCUAUCAUCAUCGUUGCGUCGAUCGCUGGCUACUGAGGAUUGCAGGUACCUGUCCUGUAUGCAGAACGAGGGUCGAGGAUACGUUGCCACAUGCGAAGGUCGAGCUGGUCAGGCUGAAGGCAGCGCGCACCACCGAAAGAAGAUUAUGAGCCGAUACCCCGUCGUGACUGCUAGAUAUGAGUAAAAGCAAAUCAGUAUUGCAAACUCCAACUUUUUGGUCUCCCCUACUCGGCGAAGGGCAGUCCCAAGUGCUAUAGU
Exophiala viscosa is the source of this 1091-nucleotide messenger RNA. RefSeq lists its product as uncharacterized. The record is from RefSeq and is a predicted model, not a curated record. Lineage: Eukaryota; Fungi; Ascomycota; Eurotiomycetes; Chaetothyriales; Herpotrichiellaceae. The coding region runs from base 419 to 982 and encodes 187 amino acids. The transcript has 3 exons.